This is a messenger RNA of Rhodamnia argentea, 3630 nucleotides long. RefSeq names its product protein SUPPRESSOR OF QUENCHING 1, chloroplastic. Lineage: Eukaryota; Viridiplantae; Streptophyta; Magnoliopsida; Myrtales; Myrtaceae. The transcript has 28 exons. Gene Ontology annotation, molecular function: protein binding. Bases 62 to 3337 code for a protein of 1091 amino acids. The record is from RefSeq and is a predicted model, not a curated record.
AGCUCCAUCACCCGCCAUUCUCUCUCUCUCCAUCCGCUCGCCAGUCCAGGCAAACGCGGCCAUGAAACUCCUCUCCCCUCCGCCUUCUCUCACUCGCUCCGACGCUCUCUUCCUCUUCUCCAUCUCGUCCACUUCGGGGCCGCACGGACGCGUCGCCAGCCCUGCCGGCGCCGUUCGAUGUCGGCCGGCCCUCGCCGCCUCCGGGCGGAGGAUGUCCGUGCGCGCGUGCGCGAAGGUCGAAGAGAAGGUCGCGCCGGAGGCGCCGGCGAGUGAGUGGGGCAAGGUGUCGGCUGUGCUGUUCGACAUGGACGGAGUCCUCUGCGACAGCGAGGAGCCGUCGCGGAUGGCGGCCGUCGAUGUGUUCGCCGAGAUGGGCGUGGAGGUCACCGUGGAGGAUUUCGUGCCUUUCAUGGGGACAGGUGAGGCAAACUUUCUAGGAGGCGUUGCUUCUGCUAAAGGGGUUAAGGGAUUCGACCCACAGGCAGCAAAGAAGAGGUUCUUUGAGAUAUAUUUGGAUAAGUAUGCAAAACCGAAUUCCGGCAUAGGCUUUCCGGGUGCCCUGGAACUCAUUUCUCAGUGUAAAAGCAAGGGCCUCAAAGUUGCCGUUGCAUCUAGUGCUGAUCGCAUCAAGGUUGAUGCAAAUUUGGCUGCUGCCGGUUUACCCUUGUCAAUGUUUGAUGCUAUCGUGUCAGCUGAUGCUUUUGAAAACCUGAAACCUGCUCCUGACAUAUUCUUAGCUGCCUCAAAGAUCUUAAAUGUGCCACCGAACGAGUGUAUUGUAAUUGAAGAUGCUCUAGCUGGAGUUCAGUCUGCCAAAGCUGCACAAAUGAGAUGUAUUGCUUUGACGACUACAUUAUCUGAAGAGAGACUAAAGGGUGCUGGCCCAUCCCUCGUUAGGAAGGAAAUACAAAGUGUCUCACUGGAUGAUAUUGUCAGUGGUGGUUCUGGUGACCUUAAUGAGAAGAUGCAGGAACCUCAGUAUUAUGAGGCAUCCACUCAAAUCUCGUCAGAAAUACUGAUAGAUCGAAGUGAUGGUAUUCCAAUACAGGAUAAAUACACUAAUGGAAAUUUUGCGUCCGUGAUAGGGUUGCAGGCUUCUCGCCGGGACUUAGUAAGAUACGGAAGUUUGGGUGUAGCCUUGUCUUGUCUCUUCUUUGCAAUUACAAAUUGGAAGGCAAUGCAGUAUGCAUCCCCUAAAGCACUUUGGAAUUUGCUAUUUGGAGUUAAUCAGUCAUCUUUCCGGCAGGGUGAAGUGAAUUGCAGAUUUAAUAUCAAUUUUUCAGGUGACUCACACUAUUCAAGAGUUCAACAAUUUAUAAAUUACAUCUCAGAUCUGGAAUCAAAGGGAUCUGCUCCUCUUGUGCCAGAGUUCCCACCUAAGCUGGACUGGUUAAAUACAUCUCCCCUUCAGUUUGGCAGGGACUUGAGAGGAAAGGUGGCGGUGUUGGACUUUUGGACCUAUUGCUGCAUAAAUUGCAUGCAUGUCUUACCGGAUCUAGACUAUUUGGAGAAAAAAUAUAAAGAGAUGCCAUUUGUUGUCGUCGGAGUGCAUUCUGCUAAAUUCGAUAAUGAGAAAGAUUUAGAAGCCAUCCGCAAUGCAGUAUUACGUUAUGACAUCACUCAUCCAGUCGUCAAUGAUGGAGAGAUGUAUAUGUGGCGAGAGCUUGGUGUUAAUUCGUGGCCUACAUUUGUUGUUGUCGGGCCGAAUGGUAAGAUCCUUGCUCAACUAGCUGGAGAGGGUCGCCGGAAGGAUCUGGAUGAUUUAGUUGAGGCAGCUCUUCUCUACUAUGGAGGAAAGAAACUCCUACAGAACGCCCCUUUACCUCUCCGAUUGGAGAAAAAUAAUGAUCCACGCUUAUCCACAUCUCCUCUGAAGUUUCCUGGAAAGUUGGCAGUAGAUGUCCUCAACAAUCGCCUUUUCAUUUCAGACAGUAACCAUAACCGCAUAGUGGUGACUGAUCUUGAUGGGAACUUUAUUGUCCAAAUCGGUAGCACGGGAGAGGGCUUACGUGAUGGUAACUUUGAUGAAGUCACCUUCAAUCGCCCUCAAGGCCUGGCCUACAAUCCAAAGAAAAAUAUCCUCUAUGUGGCAGAUACUGAAAAUCACGCCCUAAGGGAAAUUAAUUUUGUUAGUGAGAUGGUACGUACCCUUGCUGGAAAUGGGACCAAGGGUUUGGACUAUGAAGGUGGAGGAAAAGGAAUGGAUCAGCUUCUCAAUUCUCCUUGGGAUGUUUGUUUUGAGCCAUUGAAUGAGAAAGUUUAUAUUGCAAUGGCUGGUCAACAUCAAAUCUGGGAACAUGAUACAUCAGAAGGCGUGACCAGGGCUUUUAGUGGCAAUGGUUACGAAAGAAAUUUAAAUGGAUCAAGCCCUUCAAGCACUUCCUUUGCACAGCCUUCUGGAAUAUCAUUAUCACCUGAUUUCAAAGAGGCCUAUAUAGCUGAUAGUGAGAGUAGCUCCAUCCGAGCACUUGAUUUGAAAACAGGAGGAUCAAGGUUGCUAGCUGGCGGUGACCCACUUUUUUCGGAAAAUCUUUUCAGAUUUGGCGAUCAUGAUGGGACAGGUUCUGAUGUACUUCUGCAACAUCCUUUGGGAGUAUUAUAUGCAAAGGAUGGUCAAAUAUAUAUAGCAGAUAGUUACAACCACAAGGUUAAGAAGCUGGAUCCAGUAAGUAAACAAGUUACCACUGUAGCAGGGACAGGAAAAGCCGGUUUCAGGGAUGGCACACCACUGACUGCUCAGCUUUCAGAGCCAGCUGGAAUUACUGAAGGCGAAAAUGGAAGGUUAUUCAUAGCCGAUACAAACAACAAUGUAAUAAGAUAUCUAGACUUGAAUAAGGUAGGUGCUGAACUUCUUACUUUGGAGCUGAAAGGAGUCAGGCCUCCUGUACAAAAAUCUAGAACUUUGAAGCGCCUCAGGAGUCGAACAUCCUCUGAUACGCUGACAGUUAAGGUUGAUGGAAUCUCGUCUAGUGAGGGCAAUCUUGGCCUUAAGAUAUCAUUGCCUGAAGGAUAUCACUUCUCGAAGGAAGCACGCAGUAAAUUUUAUGUUGAAACUGAGCCUGAAGGUGCAGUUUCUAUUGAACCCUUGGAUGGCAGUCUUGAUUUGGAAGGAUCAUGCAAUAUUCAUUUUAAGAGGUCGUCCCCCUCAGCUUCGAUGGGAAGGAUAUACUGCAAGGUCUACUAUUGCAAGGAGGAUGAGGUCUGCUUAUACCAGUCUCUGGUUUUUGAGGUACCUUUCCUGGAGGAAGCGGACUCUGACGUGGUGGAAAAAACGCUGGCCUACCUUGUUAUGCCUAGAUCUCCCUCAAACAGCUUACAGCUUCCUGCCACCUACUAAGAGUCGUUAUCAGGCAGAAUAAUACUGGAAGAGAAGCGGAGGAUUUCUUAAAACUGAUUGGACGGGUAGAACAAGCAUGCAGCUGUUCAUUUGCCGAUUGGGUGGAUGAAAGCGAUCAAGUGAGUCUAGGGUGUCCUAUUGCUUGCUCAAUUGAUUUCAACGUGCUGCAAAAUUUUCUUCACGGACUCGAGAUCAGAGUUAAUUCGUAAAUACUAUUAUUUCCUGUAAGAUCACGCUGUUAUACAUCAACAAAUCCCAUUGGUUAAUAGGAUGAUCUUAAUCCUCUAUUGUGA